Cyclospora cayetanensis is the source of this 2046-nucleotide messenger RNA. RefSeq lists its product as uncharacterized. The coding region runs from base 1 to 2046 and encodes 681 amino acids. The record is from RefSeq and is a predicted model, not a curated record. The transcript has 15 exons. NCBI's taxonomy places the organism in Eukaryota, Apicomplexa, Conoidasida, Eucoccidiorida, Eimeriidae.
AUGGCAGAGGGAUGUGCGAGAAGACUGCAAGGUGCGGGGAGGACCCAUACUGGGAGCAGUCCGGCAAAUCCUACCCACCCGACACACAGCCCUAGAGAGUUGAACGGCAUGCUGCAUGCGCAAGCGGAGGCAGGACCAGCCUCUUCCCUUCUACCCAACGGCCCCUUAACUGAUCAAAAGGAUAAAUACUACACUUUAAUAUCUUUGGAUCUAGUCAGCAUGUUGCUGCCAAAGGCCCGCCGUAUCCUGCGGCCUGUGCGCAUGCAAGAUCUUCCCACUUCCUACUCCACGUGGGAGAGGAUCAACAGCGGGAGCCACUGCCGUAACUACAGCCAUCCAUCUGCAGCAGGAGAUUCUGCGGCAGCUUUCCAUCCUGCUUCCUUGUCAGCUGUUGCAGCAGCCCAACAGUACACCCGACUGUACGAUGCCGAGUUUCUACCGCGGCGCCUUCGACGGAUCAAGAUCUUCUCUUCCCGUCCACCCGAGGAGUUGAGUACCUACUUCCAUGAGAAACUGAACAAGGCCAACUCGAAUCCUCGCUCCAUCAUCAAGCUGUACAGGAAGUAUAUCCGGCUUGAGGAUGAACCCGAUUACGGGUGGUUGGUCCGGUGUUUCUGCCAAUUAGGCAAUGUCUUUGGCUUCAACUCUUUCUGGGCUCCACGCGACAAGCAGCGGAUCCACUCGCUCCCGAGUUUCAAGUUUCUGGUGUAUGACCUCAUCGAACGCAAAGCCCAGAUAGAGCCCGAGAUGGUGCCAAGAUUGCUUUAUGCUUUAACGGCAUUGGAGUAUCGGUCCUACCACCUGCUGCCGACGCUUCUUGAACACAUCGAGGCCAACCUGCAUCGCUGGCGUGUGCCCACUGCCUGCAACAUGGCCCUCUGUUUGGCACUCCUAGGAGUAGGAGACGCUACAGGUAGCAACAACGCCUUUGGCCCUAUUGACGGACUGUCGCGGGAUUACUCUGGCGUCAUCGCACGCCUAGCGCUGCACGUCUAUGACUGCCUGAAGCUUCCCCUCACGCUGCAGGAGCAGAUGUCGCUUGCAGCGGCUGCAGCCGAAGAGCGCGGAAUCAGCCCCGGUGCCCCUCUGGCGCCCACCCUGCAGCCGUAUUUAGACGAAUGUGGCUGCACACCUUUCGAUAAGAUGCCACUCCUGACCUCCGCUAGCUGUGCAACUCUGCCAUUCGCGGGAUUGCAAGCUUUCGAGAAAGCACUUGUCAUGGAGGCCUGUCACGUGGCUGGUUGUCUUCUGUCUGUGCUCGGGUUUGCACCUACUCUCUUGCAUGGGAGUCUUUUUUGCCUCUCUGAGUGCAGCGGCGCGUCCGACAACAACGCUCAGAAACCUCCUCCUAUAGCGUUUUUUCUCGAAAGCGCGUGCCAACAGGCAAGUACUGAAAGCAGAAGCUGCAAUACGUUAUCAGAGGAGACACUGCAGCACAGCGGAUGGUUGCAGCAUUAUUUGUACAAGAUUUUGUAUCUCGCAGAUGUCGAAAAACCCCAAUCAGCGGAAGCAAUCAAACGCGCGGUGCCGUUCGGACUCCAAAAGAGCUUGCACUUGCGAUGGCUUGAUGGCAUUCUGCUAAACGGGCAGCCGCAGGGCAGCGAAGAUCUACAGAGUGAUGUUUUCUCGUGUUUAUCGCGCCUGAACUGCGUUUCAUAUUUGAACUGCUCACUGGGAAGGCCCGACGACGAGCAGCACCUCUUCUUCGCUUCGCUGCUGAUUCGGCAAAGGAACCUGGCGAUCGAGACAGACUACCUCAUGCCAUUGGGUCCUGGCCGGCCCAAGCCUUCUGGAUUGGUUGGGUGUAAACAAAGGCUCUUUUCGAAAUUUGGAGUCAACGUUGCAGUGAUACACAGGUGCCUGUGGGAUCGCCUCUCGUUUGAGCAAAAGGAUAUUCAGAUGAGUCGUCUGCUCUCACACUUCUCAGAAGUCCUUCAGCCACCGACACCCGAGGCUCCCCGAUACAGCGAAGACAAAGGACUGCGAUUUAUGAGGCACAAAACGCAAAAGUUUGAGUCCUGGCCCCCCGAUAAGAUCGAAAUCUAG